UUCCAUUGCCGAAAUCCCAGUAAAUUGAUUCGGAACCCUCAUCGACACAUGAAUAAUCAGAAUGCGCGGUGGGCGCCUUACGGCCUGCAGGGCGGAAGAGUCGAAGGCCAACCGGCGGAGGAGCCGGAGAUUAUAGUCAUCAGCGGACGCGACCUGCGGGCCUUCAUCUUCCGGGUGUACGUGUCCUCGCUCUUGCUGUGCGUCGUAUCCUCGAUUCCAUGGAUCAUCCUCUCGGCUCUCGUCGUGGACGUGUACGAGGACAUCCCGGUUCCGCCGUUCGUGUGGUUGCUAUUGGCCUUCAUCAUCCUGACCAUACUCAGCUGCGUCCGACAGACCCCCGCCACAACCCUCUUCUGCUGGGGAAUGGUCGUGGCAUCGUUGUUCUUCAUCACCCUGUACGGAGCGUACUACAUGCAUCUGGUGAACGUGUGGGUCCUGCUGGUGUCCAUGAUAGCCUCAGGUGCCCUGCUCUUCCUGCUCCAUCUGUACGGGGCCAGGAGUCCGGAGGUUCUGCUGCCCAACCUCCUCUGCACUUGCUGCGUCUUCCUGCUGGCCACCAUCACGAUGAUCGUGCUCAUUAUCCUCUUCCUGGUCAUCCGCGAUCUGCGCUACAUGUUGGCCUUCGCCAUUGUCUUCGUUAUCCUGAUCGUGUUCAUGGCUCCCUUCCAGGCCCGGUACAUCUGCGGAAGACUCCGUCAAGUUCCUUAUGGGGAGACCGCGAGCUGCGCCAACGGCAUCUACCUGCACUUCGUCUUCCUGAUCGGCAGCAUGCUGGUCUUUGCCCUAUACUUCGAUUACGUUAAUAAUGAGUAAUUCAAGGGAAAUUUGGGCAUAACAUGUAGGGUAAUUUAUUAAAGAGUAUCGCCAAAACAGUAAUUAUCAGAGAACAAUAAAGUGUUUGCCCUAACAAUUAAAAAUACAAAUAUAACAAAAUAACA
This is a messenger RNA of Drosophila rhopaloa, 938 nucleotides long. RefSeq lists its product as uncharacterized. The coding region runs from base 49 to 813 and encodes 254 amino acids. NCBI's taxonomy places the organism in Eukaryota, Metazoa, Arthropoda, Insecta, Diptera, Drosophilidae. The record is from RefSeq and is a predicted model, not a curated record. The transcript has a single exon.